AUACCCUAUUUUGCAACUUAAUUUGUCAUAAAUGCUUUCAUACAUAUAUUUUCUUUCCCAAUUUUAAUUAUUUCCCAAGUACUCCACAUUACUCCCUCUAUUUAUUACCACCACCUCUACCAUACAAUUCUCUUCCAUAUUACAUGCACAAAUAAAACACAAUUGUAACCUUUUCAAAUUAUCUCACUUUUCAAAAAGGCUUUUUUUAUUUUAAGGUUUGGCUACCAAAAAUGGAAGAAAUAAAGCAUACAACGGUCCAAGUGAAUGGUAUAAACAUGCACAUUGCAGAAAAGGGUGAAGGGCCAGUUGUACUUCUUCUUCAUGGUUUUCCAGAGUUAUGGUACUCCUGGAGACACCAGAUUAUUGCCUUAGCAUCCAACGGUUAUCAUGCAAUUGCCCCAGAUCUAAGGGGCUUUGGUGAUUCUGAUUCUCCAACUUCUAUUUCAAGCUACACUUGUUUCCAUUUAGUUGGGGAUCUUAUUGGGCUUCUUGAUUUGCUUCAUGUGGAUCAAGUUUUUCUUGUGGCCCAUGAUAUGGGUGCUAUGGUGGGCUGGUAUUUCUGCAUGUUUCGGCCCGAUAGGAUUAAGGCUUUUGUCUCUCUUUCCGUUCCGUUUCGGCCCAGGAAUCCCACGUUGAAGCCCAUUCCGACUCUCAGAGCUUUUUUAGGGGAUGAUUAUUAUAUGUGCAGAUUUCAGGAGCCAGGAGAUAUUGAAGCAGAAAUAGCAGAAUAUGGUGUGAAGCAUGUCCUGAAGAAAAUCCUAACAACACGAGAUCCAGGCGCACCCAUGCUUCCCAAAGGAAAAGCAUUUGGGGAAUACCCUGAUAAUUCUAUAACCUUACCUUCAUGGCUAUCAGAGGAAGAUAUCGACUACUACGCCUCCAAAUACGAACGCAAUGGCUUCACCGGACCCUUGAACCACUACCGGAAUUUAGACUGGAACUGGGAGCUGCUAGCGCCAUGGACAGGGGUAGAAGUGAAGGUACCAGCAAAGCUAAUCGUGGGAGAUAUAGACAUGGUGUAUAAUAUGAUAGGGGUAAGAGAUUACAUUCAUAAAGGAGGGUUCAAGAAAGAUGUGCCCUUGCUUGAAGAUGUAGUGGUUAUGGAAGGAGUAGGUCAUUACAUCAAUCAAGAGAAAACUGAGCAAGUUAAUCAGCAUAUCAUUCAAUUCUUUAGCAAGUUCUAAAAUGGGUUUGUGUUUGUUCUGAAAUGUGUGUUUGAUUGGGGGGGUAAGGCCGUGUGUUUGUGUUCGGAAUAACAAGAAACUCUUUAGUUCAAUGUGAUGUUCAAGGGAAUGUUAGAAUGUAGUCUUAUUGCAGUACCACUAGCUGUAUCAAUAUUAUCAAUGUUCAAAGUGGUGCAGUUCCUUUUUAUUCUGUGAAUUAAAACAUUCUACUACCA
Spinacia oleracea (spinach) is the source of this 1399-nucleotide messenger RNA. RefSeq lists its product as uncharacterized. The record is from RefSeq and is a predicted model, not a curated record. Gene Ontology annotation, molecular function: catalytic activity. The transcript is spliced from 3 exons. NCBI's taxonomy places the organism in Eukaryota, Viridiplantae, Streptophyta, Magnoliopsida, Caryophyllales, Amaranthaceae. The coding region runs from base 231 to 1184 and encodes 317 amino acids.